AUCACCUGUAUAGCUUUUCAUCAAAGUCAUGCGGGCGGCACUCGGUGCUCGACGCAUGUACACGCCGCCUCGAUGUGCAUCUCAUGCCCUCUCGCUCCCGCUCUUGCUCUUCUCGCGCCGCCUCUCCACAGCAGCUCACCCGGCGCCCGCGGUCUCCGCCUCUGCCACCGCCUCCACUCUGCCCUCCGUCCCGUCCCCCACCCCCACCGACACGCCCUACACCCUCCCAACCCUCGCAGAUCUCGGCCUCACCGAAGGCGCCAACGUCACCGUCGCGGUGUCGGGCGGCGUCGACUCGAGCGUCACGCUGCGCCUCCUCGCCGCCCUCCCCCUCUCCCUCUCCGUUCUCUUCAUGCGCAACUGGGACCCCGUACUCUCCGAGAACGCCCCGCCCUCCCCCCUCUCGCUUGCCUACAACACCCCCGCCACGCAUUCGCAAUGUACAUGGGAGCGGGACUGGGCGGAUGUGCGCGCGGUAUCGCGCGCCGUCGGCGUGCCCUCGGACAAAGUCCGCCUCGUCGAUCUGAGCUCGGAAUACUGGACGCGCGUAUUCGAGCCCGCCGUCGCGGAAUGGGACGCCGGGCGCACGCCCAACCCCGACGUGUGGUGUAAUCGCGAGAUCAAGUUCGGCGCGCUGCUUCAGCAUAUUCCCGACGGGCACUUUCUCGCUACAGGCCACUAUGCGCGUGUGAAGCGGGAGAAUGGGCGCGCGACGCUACAUCGCGCGCGGGACGCGAAUAAAGACCAGACGUACUACCUCUCGCAAGUGACGGAAGCAGCGCUUCAACGAGCAGUCUUUCCGCUCGCCAACCUUCCUAAACCAGCGGUGCGCGAGCUUGCGCGUGCAUGGCGCCUCCCGACGGCCGAGCGCCGCGAGAGCAUGGGCGUCUGCUUCAUCGGCGAGCGCGGCAAUUUUGGCGAUUUCGUCUCCCAAUACGUGCCCCCAUCGCACGGAUGGUUCGUGACGGAGGCAGGGGAACGCGUGGCCCCACACCGCGGCCUCGCGGCAUACACUGUGGGCCAGCGCGCGCGGCUGGCCACUAUGAAGCCCGGCAUGGGGGGCAAGUGGUUCGUGGCGCGCAAGAUCGGGAGCGACAUCCUUAUCGUGCCCCGCGCCGACCACCCCGCUUUGCAGUGCGUGCGGGUGUGGAGUGAUACGUUCCAUUGGAUUGCUGAGGGGCGCGAGGGCGAGGUGCUUGCGCAGGUGCGCCACCGCAUGGCGCCGGUGCGCGCGCGUGUGCGCCGAGAGGGCGAGCGUGUCGUUGUGGAAUUUCCCGAGCCGGUGGCUGCCGUGCCGGAAGGCCAGGUUGUGGGAUUGUGGGACGGAGAUAUGUGUCUUGGCUCGGGGGUGAUUAGCGGGACUUGCACGGCGGACGAAGAGGAGGGACGUGUAUAGAUUGGAGGCGCAGGUUGUUGUACAUUACACCACUCAUUGCAUGGCAUGGCAUCUAACG
Cutaneotrichosporon oleaginosum is the source of this 1454-nucleotide messenger RNA. RefSeq lists its product as uncharacterized. The record is from RefSeq and is a predicted model, not a curated record. Gene Ontology annotation, cellular component: mitochondrion. Gene Ontology annotation, molecular function: sulfurtransferase activity. Lineage: Eukaryota; Fungi; Basidiomycota; Tremellomycetes; Trichosporonales; Trichosporonaceae. Gene Ontology annotation, biological process: tRNA wobble position uridine thiolation.